Messenger RNA from Saxophila tyrrhenica, 750 nucleotides. RefSeq names its product RIBULOSE-phosphate 3-epimerase (gene RPE1). Lineage: Eukaryota; Fungi; Ascomycota; Dothideomycetes; Mycosphaerellales; Extremaceae. Gene Ontology annotation, molecular function: metal ion binding; D-ribulose-phosphate 3-epimerase activity. The transcript has 4 exons. Gene Ontology annotation, cellular component: cytosol. Gene Ontology annotation, biological process: pentose-phosphate shunt; pentose-phosphate shunt, non-oxidative branch; carbohydrate metabolic process. The record is from RefSeq and is a predicted model, not a curated record. Bases 1 to 750 code for a protein of 249 amino acids.
AUGGCACCAAAAGCCUUCAUAGCACCGUCGAUACUGUCGGCCGACUUCGCGAACUUGGGCAAAGAAUGCUCAAACACGAUAGAACGUGGGGCCGACUGGCUUCAUAUUGACAUUAUGGACGGACACUUUGUUCCCAAUAUCACACUCGGCCACCCGAUAGUCACCACAAUCCGACCGCAUGUCGACCGGCCAAAGGAAGCCAAUGGCAAGGGCACCUUUGACUGCCAUAUGAUGGUCAGUGAGCCGAAGAAGUGGGUGAAGGAGUUUCAAAAAGCUGGCUGCGACCUAUACUGCUUCCACUACGAAGCCGCCAUCGACUCGACCGCAGCAGAGUCGCCAGAGGUCAAGACGGAUAAGAAGACAAGCCCAAAAGAGAUGAUCAAGUAUAUACACGACCAGAGGAUGAGAGCUGGCAUUGCGAUCAAGCCUGGGACAAACGUGGAUGUGUUGUACGACAUCUUUGAGAACAGCGACAAGGAGGAAGUACCCGAUAUGGCACUAGUGAUGACUGUCGAGCCAGGCUUUGGCGGGCAGAAGUUCAUGGCCGAUAUGAUGCCCAAGGUCCAGGCGCUGCGGAAACGGUAUCCGGAGCUCAACAUCGAAGUCGACGGAGGCUUGUCAGAGAAGACCGUCGACACUGCUGCGGACGCCGGUGCGAAUGUGAUUGUUGCUGGCAGCGCCGUGUUCGGUGCGCAGGAUCCUGCUCAUGUCAUUGCUAAGCUUAGGGAGGCUGUUGAGAGUCGGCGGUGA